CGGAGAAGCGUUUGCAGUGGUUCCGCUGGCUCACUAAGAUGGCCAUGCACUGGGCUCUGCAGAGAGGCGGUGCCUAUGCGCUGCUGGACCGGGCGGAACGAGUCGUCGUCGCCGUCACUCUUGUGAGUCCGCCGGGUGCGCCCUCGGUCGAUGAGCUCGGGUUCUGUGGGGAGCUGGGUCUCAUUUGCAAGGCCGGGCUUCCGCCGUUUUCGACGGAUAGCGAGCGUACGGGAGCGGAGUUCGGCAGUUGUAUGGAUCGCAUGCGGACAUUGGAGACGACGCUGGUCAAGGCGCACAAGGAACUAGAGGCGGAAGCGGCAGGGUCUGGCAAGACUGGCGACCUUCACGUCGCCAUGGUGGCCGCCGACCCACAGAGGCAGGGACAAGGCGUCGGCUCCGCUCUGCUCCAGCUCGUCUCGGAUAUCGCCGAUGCCGAUGCGGUGUCUGCGCACCUCGAGACGCUUGGAGAGCGCAACGAAGGCUUUUAUGCCAAGAAGGGGGGGUAUCGGCUGGCAAAGAGGGUGGUCGUGCAGCAUAAGAACUGUAGGCUGGAUCUCGACGGCGGCAUUGCGUUGAUGGUGAGGCCGGCGAAGUGCCGAGUCGAGCCUGUUUAGCUAGCUGCCAUCCCAUUACACUGCCGAGGGCGUCGACGGCAGGUCAGCCAAUCUGAGUGAUACAUCGUUGGUGGAGGCCACGGAUGCAGCCUCGCUCCACCAGUCACGAGUCACUCACAUUGGCUGACCUGCACGAGUAUGCCCAUGCACUGCCGUCUGCUCAUUCAUGCUUCAUGAGGACCGACAACGUAUCGUUCUUAAAGGACUGCAUCUACGUGGCUAUGUCGCGGCUAUGUGUAAGCACGCAUUGUUCGGUCGCACGCGAACGCGAACGCAAACAACCUG
Vitrella brassicaformis is the source of this 899-nucleotide messenger RNA. The record is from the annotation of a GenBank genome assembly. NCBI's taxonomy places the organism in Eukaryota, Vitrellaceae.